Coniosporium apollinis CBS 100218 is the source of this 1077-nucleotide messenger RNA. Its product is annotated as glycoprotein endopeptidase KAE1. The record is from RefSeq and is a predicted model, not a curated record. Gene Ontology annotation, cellular component: EKC/KEOPS complex; cytoplasm. The transcript is spliced from 2 exons. The coding region runs from base 1 to 1077 and encodes 358 amino acids. Gene Ontology annotation, biological process: tRNA threonylcarbamoyladenosine modification. Lineage: Eukaryota; Fungi; Ascomycota; Dothideomycetes.
AUGAUCGCCCUCGGCCUCGAAGGCUCCGCCAACAAGCUCGGCGUAGGCCUAAUCUCGCACCCACACCCCUCCAAACCGCCCGUAAUCCUCGCGAACCUCCGGCACACCUUCGUAUCUCCUCCCGGCGAGGGCUUCCUUCCCAAGGACACCGCGAAGCACCACCGGGCGUGGGUGGUGCGGCUGGUGAAGCAAGCGAUGCGGCAGGCCGGGGUCGGGAUCGCGGACGUGGACUGUAUAUGCUACACCAAGGGACCGGGGAUGGGCGCGCCGCUGCAGAGCGUGGCGCUGGCGGCGCGGACGCUGGCGAUGCUGUGGGGGAAGGAGCUGGUCGGGGUGAACCAUUGCGUUGGACACAUCGAAAUGGGCCGCGCAAUAACCGGCGCCACCAACCCCGUCGUCCUCUACGUGUCCGGCGGCAACACCCAAGUGAUAGCCUACUCCGCGCAGCGGUACCGGAUCUUCGGCGAGACGCUCGACAUCGCGGUAGGAAACUGCCUCGACCGGUUCGCGCGCACGCUGCGGAUCCCGAACGAGCCCGCGCCGGGCUACAACAUCGAGCAGCUGGCCAAGAAGGCCGGCGGCAGCAGCAGCAGCAGCGAAGGGGAAGAGCAGGUGGAGCUGCUAGACCUGCCCUACACGGUCAAGGGCAUGGACUGCUCCUUCUCCGGCAUCCUCGCCUCCGCCGACAUCCUGGCCGCAGAAAUCAUCGCCAAGCACGGCGGCACCAUCCCCGAGGACCGGAAAGCGCUCCUCUGCCACUCCCUCCAAGAAACCGCCUUCAGCAUGCUCGUCGAGAUCACCGAGCGCGCUAUGGCGCACGUAGGCGCCAGCCAGGUCCUCGUCGUCGGCGGGGUGGGGUGUAACGAGCGGCUGCAGGAGAUGAUGGGGCUCAUGGCGCAGCAACGCGGGGGGGAGGUGUAUAAGACCGAUGAAAGGUUUUGUAUCGACAAUGGCAUCAUGAUUGCGCAUGCGGGCCUGUUGGCGUAUGGGACGGGGGUUAGGACAAGGAUCGAGGAGAGUACGUGCACGCAGAGGUAUAGGACUGAUGAGGUGUUCGUGGGGUGGAGGGAUGACUGA